AUGACAAUCUGCUUUGCCCUAACUCUAGUCUUAGUUUAUUCAAUUAUGUGCCUUUCUGUACAAGAUAAUAUUGAAAAUUUUAAUGGAUGUAAAGUGGAACAAUAUUUCCAUUCUACCUAUGUUAUGCCAGUAGUUGAGGAACCAACUGAAGUUGUUGGUUGUCAGUCAAGCGACACUGCAUCAGGAACACAGGAAGUGUAUGUUUUGAGUCUCGGCAGCCCUUUGUCUGGAGAUAGUCCUACUGAAUUCAGGAAAGGGUACUUUCCAAGUGUAACUUUGGAUGUACGACCACGCUGGAAACAAAAAGCUUAUUCUCCCACAACUGUUGUUAUUUUGUAUUCAGAAAAGCCAGUGAUAUGGCAAAUGAAUCUGAACCACAUUGGAAAUAGUACAAAUUUUCAUAUUAUUGUCAAUAAGCCAUCCCAAGUAGUUCCUAGCAUGAAAGCAUCUGUUUCUCGGCAAAAGUUUCCCUCCAUUGAAAGAUUGCCAAUGUGGAUUAAAAGUCGUUAUGGAAUCAUCACUUCCUUUUCUUUUAUGCCUCGUGCAAAUGAAAUUACACUGUUCAUGGGCACUGAUAUCCAUGCUGCUCCAGGCUGUAAUUUCAGCAGUCAGGCAAAAUCAGUUAAUGUAAAAGCUAAUUUUGUUCAGCCACUUCUUGCUUCAGGCUGUUCUGUGAAUAAUAGUCACCAUCAGGAAAAGAACAUAUACGUAAUUGAACUGAACUCCAGUAUUUUGAGUAGUGAUGUGUUGGUUAACAUACAGCAGCACAGAGAUGUUGAAUCAUCGCAAAAUAUUGAGCAAAAUUUAAUUUUGAUUUUGAAGUGCCAUACACCUACUGAGUGGGUAAUACAGUCUUCUGGUAUUGAAGGAUCAAUUACCAUAAUAGCUGAAUAUCCAGUUCAUGUUCAAACAAAUCCUCUGUACAUAACAGCUAUAGUCCAAGAAAAGGUUCUUCCAGCUGAUACUUCAGCUCUCUUAAAAAUGGUGCAAAACAGUUUUGGUUUUAUUGACAAUUUCAUGAAAACAUCUAAAGCAAAUAAAGUAAAUGUUGCAGUGAAAGGCAAAACAAAAUCCAAAGAUAAUAAUGUACAAACUAAUGAAUCCUCUUCCAAUGGUCAUCUGCCUCUGAGCACUGAAAACUUGGCAACUGGUGCUAGUAGCUUAAAAUCAACUGUAGAAUAUCCAGAAGCUAAAAAUUCAAAGAAGUCAAUAAGUUCUUCACUGGCUAAACAGAUGACAGUUAAUUGUUUUGCUGGGAAAAUGAGUGUUGCUUUUGCUUUUGAUGAAACUAUGAGUGUGCUAACUCCUGUGAUGGGCCCACAUCAUAAACUUCCUUCUGUAACUUUAAUGGAUGGGAGCUGUAAAGCAGAUAUGAAUGAAACUCACAUUGUAUUGAAAACUUCUUGGAAUGAAUGUGGAACAAAGAGUGUUUCUAAUAGAGAUGGACUUGCUUAUUAUAAUCAAGUGCAAUUUAUUACUGCAAAAUACUCAUCUGGAAAGACAUCAAGCGAUGGGAAACCUUUUCCUGCUGAUGAUGAUGACUACAUUUCUGAAGAUGGAUCUGGAUCUGAUGAUGUAUCUUCUAUGCGUCAAAAGCAUCAUCACGAAGAGCGCAUUAUUUAUCCAUUACCAUUCUUUUGUUCUCAUUUAGUUGAUUUCAACAAAGAUUUUUCUACUGAAAAAUUCGAGCUAAAUGUCUUCACAAAAAAGGAUUUUCAAAAUCGCAUCCGUCGAAACUCAUUUCCAUUUGAUGUAGUUGUCCAUGAUCAUUUAUUCGCUGAAGCAGAAAUUAAAGCUGAUCCACGUUUGUGCAUCAUUGUAGAUGAAUGUUGGCUUUCUGAAAAUGAUGGCUUUAGUCGUGAGAUUGGAAAGAAAAAUACUUUAAUUAAACAAGGGUGUGCAACAGACUUAAGCGCAGAGAUUAUGUCCAACAGUCAUUGUGACAGUCGCUCUUCCACUGGCGAGCAUUAUAAGUUGAGGUUUUCUUUUCAACUCAGUGAAGAUUUUAUUAGUCAGCAUCUGUUCCUGCAUUGUCGUUUCACUUCAUGUGCCAUGCGUGAUAGUCAGUAUUUGAAGGUGAAAGAGUGCAUCCAUACAGAGAACUUCUGUCUGAAGCAAAGCCUUCGUCCGUUUCUGGAUACUUUGCGUGGAAAUAAAUUCACCAUCUUAAGUCAGGGGCCCUUCCAUAUUGUAUCAAAAUUAAGAGUAGAAAAAGGAAAAGAUCCUUUAUCAUUUGCCAUCCCAGAGUCGUCAUCCUCGCCUGAAAAUUUUGUAGUAGAUUAUUCUUUUGAUAAGCUCACUGGUAAUAACAAGAAGAAUCCUGUUUCUCAGCAACUUGUUUUCAUUGGCCUUUCUACAGAAGCAGUUGUUGGCAUAGCAUUUGCUUCUUUUAUAAUUGGUGCUGGACUUAUGGCUACAUUGUGGCUCAUUCAUAUGCAUACAGAACCUUCAAGACGUUCUAAACAGAGCAGAAAGCAAUCAUCCAAACCUUAUCCAAAUGAUAGUCACAUGAAUUUCGAGCCUACCGAUUGUGCUGAUAGUUCUGCUCCAUGCUCCAUGAAGCCAAUGUCUGUGCACAUUUGCUCUUGA
Molecule: messenger RNA, 2589 nt
Organism: Uloborus diversus
Lineage: Eukaryota; Metazoa; Arthropoda; Arachnida; Araneae; Uloboridae
Product: transforming growth factor beta receptor type 3-like
Exons: 16
Coding region: 1-2589 (862 amino acids)
Source: RefSeq, a predicted model, not a curated record